GUUUAACAUUUUUCCAAUCAGUAAAAGCACGUUAGAUUAACAACAGCAUUUUCCCACUUUCUAGUGUGUAGCUUCUGCAUAAUUUCUGGCAAGUGACAAUGGAUUUAGUUUCACUGAGAGGGGCGGUUAGAUGUGAUGAUGGCAUGUCAUUGAUGUUAUUUUGUCAUCUGUAAAAGGUGGCAAUUGUAAACACAUAGCCUAAACUGAUUCAGAGAGGUAGAACACUGGCAGGUCAGCGGCCGUAUGAAAGGAAUGUGGAUGAAGAGCAAUCGACAGCACAGCGCCUGAAGAGCUCCCAGCGCGGCGCGACAGCGAAAGUGAGAUCAAGCGGGAUGCAGUUGCAACCUGAAGCUUAGUCAGUGUAGAUUGGAGUUGGCAUUUGCUGUUGUUAUCUCGGUAGCAUCAAACCUGACCUUUUCUCCACUGGCGUGCAUCUUUGAAGUAUGUGCUCUCCACAGGUUUUCUGUCUCCCAAAGGACGAUAUGGUUAUCCACCUGGUAAAGAAAGCAACACUUUUCUCCUAAACAAAUUCAACUCUACUCUUCAACUACUCUUUUCGGACUGCUCUUGUGUUUUGGAUUGCCUUAAAUUUCUCGAGUGUUUCAAGGUGACAGAGGCUCCAGGCCCCAGGGGAGGGAGAGGCUGGCCUGGCUGUAGGCUGGCAGCAUGAAGCACCUAGCCAUCUCCAAGUGGCUCAGUCAGCUGGGUCUGCCGCAGUACUGCACUCUGUUUGACGACGACUAUGAUGGGGUGGAGGACCUGUUGCACCUGAAUGAGCUGGAUCUGCUGGAGCUGGGGGUCCGUAACCACCUCCACCGCAUCCACCUCCUCACGAGCAUCCAGAUACUGCAGGAGAGCGAGAGGAGGAGAGAGCUGAGGAUGAUGGCGGAGGGGAGGUUUGCCAGUCUGCCCAGGAAUAUGCACAUGGGCGUGGGCAGCAGGCAGUGUCCCCUGGCCUCCUCCAUGGACCUGCUGACCUCCAGGCCUGUAGUACCAGAGCUGCCCCCAGCCGGAUACCACAGUGUCUCCAUCCACGGCACUCUGCCUAGGAGGAAGAAAGGGUCCCCAGCCCCGGUCCAGGGCCCUGCCCGCUCCUGGGACAUGUACAGCCACAUGGGCACCCUUCCCCACCCGGCCCGCACCCACCUGCCCUCCUCGCCGCUCAUUCACAACAUCAUAGAGGAACACCAGCCUUACCAUACAGGGAGGGAAGGCCACUCUGCAUACAGGGACCUCAGCAGCAGCAUGGAUCCCACCAUGGAGUACGUCAAGUUCUCCAGGGACAAGUACAUCAUGGAGGGUCCACCGGAGAAACUACGCAAGGAGCUGGAAGACGAGCUGAAGCUGGGCAGUGAGGAACCACGGAGCCACGCCUGGUACCAUGGUGCCAUCCCCAGACAGGUGGCAGAGAACCUGAUCCAGAGAGACGGGGACUUCCUGAUCCGGGACUCUCUGUCCAGCCCUGGGAACUACGUCCUGACCUGCCAGUGGAAGAACAGCCCGCAACACUUCAAAAUCAACAAGAAGGUGGUGGCCAUGAACGAGGCCUACUCCCGGGUGCAGUACCUGUUCGAGAAGGAGGGCUUCGACAGCGUGCCUGCCCUGGUGCGUUACUACGUUGGCAACAGGAAGCCAGUGACGGAGGCGGUGGGGGCCAUCAUCUUCCAGCCCAUCAAUAGGGCCUUGCCCCUACGCUGUCUAGAGGAGAAGUAUGGGGUGGCCUGUGUCCGUGUGGAGGCUGGCCUGACCCUGCCCGAGAGGAAGAGCCAGACAUCUAAACGCCUGAGCCUCAACAUCAUGAACGGACACACCCAGGACCACAGCCUCGGACGGGGGAACCUGCUUAGGAACAAAGACAAGUGUGGAAGCCAGCCGGCGUGUCUGAACCACGUUCAGGAGAGACGACGGCCCCUCAAAACCCACCAGUCAGAGAGCUUCCUCCCGCUAGGCUCCAGGGCCCAGCCCCAGCUCAUGGAGCACCAGCCAAGCCCCAAGUCUCCAGUAUUCAGGACGGGUAGUGAGCCGGCACUCAGCCCCACCGUGCCAAGGAGGAUGGCCUUUGAGACCCAGGCCGGGGAGGCCAUACGGGGCUCAGACAGCCAGCUCUGCCCCAAGCCGCCCCCUAAGCCCAGCAAGGUGCCCUCCAUCAGGAUCCCCCACUCCCCACGUCAGCAGCCCCUGGCUGCCCCAGCCCCGGGUCCCCCUGUACCCCCACUGAAACCCAAGAAGCAGCAUGUGAUCCAGGCUCUCCAGCCUCCGCAGCCCCCCAGCCCAGAAGUGAAUUACUGUGAACUCAGCCCCUGCAGCCCAGCAGAGUUGGACAGGCUCCAGGCCCCAGCUCCAGGGCCCCAGCCCAACAACAACAGCUACGUAGAGAGGCUGAGGACAGAGGAGAGCCAGAGGAGCAGCUACGGCUCCAAAUUGGACCGCAGCUCCUACCACCACGCCAUCGAAGCCCUGGAGAAUGGCAGCGAAGAGGAGGUGGAAGGAGGAGGAAAAGGAGGGAUGGAAGAGAUAGAGGAGACUGUGGAGAAGGAGUUCCGGCGGCCGGUGUUGGAGACUGCGUCUGCGUUCCGGCCGGGGGAGUUUGAGUCGAGGCUGCUGCCUGCAGAGAACAAACCCCUCGAGAUGAGUGUACUGAAGAGAGCCAAAGAGCUGCUGGUCCAUAAAGACCAUCACAUCAUCGCCAAGCACAUCCUCAUGGCAGAUUGCCAGGUUGCUAGGGUACAUGGCAUCUCUGAGGAGGCGAAAGGUCAAAUGGGUGUGUCAUCUGGUCUGGAGCUGGUGACCUUACCCCACGGCAGGCAGCUGCGGCAAGACCUGAUGGAAAGGCACCACACCAUGGCCAUCGGGGUUGCUGUGGACAUCCUGGGCUGCACAGGAAGUCUGGAGGAGCGGAGCGCCACUCUGAACCGUAUCAUCAUGGUGGCUCUAGAACUGAAGGACUCCAUGGGGGACCUAUACGCCUUCUCCUCCAUCAUGAAAGCACUGGACAUGCCUCAGAUCACACGGUUAGACCACACCUGGACCAUGCUGAGGAGGAAGUACACUCAGACUGCCAUCAUAUACGAGAAGUCUCUCAAGCCAUUUUACAAGGGACUGUAUGAAGGAACAGUGGACAUGCCCCUGACUGGCACCACAGUGCCUCUACUGAUGCCCCUGCUGAUGCUGAUGGAGCGCCCGGCGGUGGCGUUCGAGGGCAUGGAGCUGUGGGAGAGCAACGACCAGGGCUGUGAAAUCCUGCUACGCCACCUGGAGGAGGCUCGCAGCGUGGCACACAAUGCUGACUCAUACACCGCCAACACUGAACGAGUCCUGCAAGAUUUCCAGGCUGACGAGGAUCUGUUGGAGAUCUGUAAAACAGACUUCCAGCUGCGUCUGCUGUGGGGCAGCAGAGGGGCGGCCGUCAACCAGACGGAGAGAUACGACAAGUUCACACUCAUCCUGACUGCUCUGUCCAGGAAGCUAGAGCCAGCGGUCAAACACACAGAACUCUGAACAGGACAGUCAGGCUGGUUAAGAGAAAGGAUGAGGAAGACUGUUACAGAGUGAGACCGCUGUCCUUUCCCAACCUGUCCACUGGAGGGAGUGUGAGUCAGAUCCAUCUGGAACUCAUCCUUGGCAGGACACCAAUCUGAGUGUGCUGAUAUGAAGGGGGAAAAUGUCCCUCCUCGACGCAGGAGGGGGGGGUUGCCUCAUCCCAGAUCGGUUUGUGCUCUUGCCUACUAUUUGGAGGCGGCAGGUAGCCUAGUGGUUAGAGCGUUGGGCCAGUAACCAACCGAAAGGUUGCUGGAUCGAAUCCCCGAGCUGACAAAGUCUGUCAUUCUGCCCCUAAACAAGGCAGUUAACCCAUUGUUCCCCGGUAGGCCGCCAUUGUAAAUAAGAAUUUGUUCUAACUGUCUUGCCUAGUUAAAUAAAUGUAAACAUAUUUUAUUUUAAAUACUUGGUUGCCGUCAUUGUCAAGACAAUGGCAUGACAAUGAGUUAGCACAAACAGACUGUCACCCAGGCUAGGAGGGGGGCAUUUACACAAUAUAUGGUAGUGUAGCCCCUUGACACUGGUCCUUAGUCAUCCUACUGUAUGUUACAGACUGGAACACACACUGACCACAGAGGACCCAAGAAGUGUGUCUGAAAGUGUUUGUCAGAUGGAAAUGUAUGUAUGAAUCUGUCACUAAAGUAGUGAUUGUACACCCUUGUUAUAACGGUACAAUGACUUUGAAAGGAAAACAUAAAAUGACGAGACGGAAGAAGUGGAAGGAGGAAAACGAUUGGUCGCUAUACUAUAGAGGCAGUUUAACUGUAUAUUGUCUUCAAUACUAUAUACUGUAUGUACAUUAACUAGAUCUUCGGCUGUGUGUUCCAUGUUCAUUGUUCCUCAGAUGGUAUAUUAUGAGUUCAUCUGGAUAAUCCUGAAUGGUGUACAUAAUACAUAAUCAUGUGAAUGCUAGACUGUAAUAUAUUCCCCUCUUAAAUAUUGACUUGUAAAUAGAGUUGCGUAUAAUUGUAAUAUCUUUAUAUGAAUUGUGGCAAGAAAUGAAUAAAUAGAUGAAGAAAUGA
This is a messenger RNA of Salvelinus fontinalis (brook trout), 4559 nucleotides long. RefSeq names its product breast cancer anti-estrogen resistance protein 3-like. Lineage: Eukaryota; Metazoa; Chordata; Actinopteri; Salmoniformes; Salmonidae. Gene Ontology annotation, biological process: positive regulation of peptidyl-serine phosphorylation; small GTPase-mediated signal transduction. The transcript is spliced from 14 exons. The record is from RefSeq and is a predicted model, not a curated record. Bases 667 to 3498 code for a protein of 943 amino acids. Gene Ontology annotation, molecular function: phosphotyrosine residue binding; guanyl-nucleotide exchange factor activity.